AUGAGUACUAUUCGAAGAUAUCAUACAGCAUCAGUAUUAACAAAUGAAUCAGUGUUAGUCGCUGGUGGAGGCAAUGGUGGUGUUUCUUUGCAAAAUGCUGAGUUGUAUGAUUCAUCAACAGGACAAUGGGCAAUCACUGGUAGUAUGAAUAUUGCACGAAGAUUUCAUACAGCAUCCGUAUUAACAAAUGGAAUAGUAUUAGUUGCUGGUGGGGACAAUAGUAUUGUUUCGGAUAGUGCUGAGUUAUAUGAUCCAUCAACAGGACAGUGGACAAUCACUGGUAGUAUGAAUGCUGCUCGACGACUUCACGCAGCAUCCGUCUUAACAAAUGGACUUGUAUUAGUUGUUGGUGGAGACAAUGGUAAUGUUUUGAAUAGUGCCGAGUUAUAUGAUCCAUCAACAGGACAGUGGACAAUCACUGGUAGUAUGAAUACUAGUCGAAGACUUCACACAGCAUCCGUCUUAACAAAUGGACUUGUAUUAGUUGUUGGUGGAGACAAUGAUAAUGUUUUGAAUAGUGCCGAGUUAUAUGAUCCAUCAACAGGAGAGUGGACAAUCACUGGUAGUAUGAAUACUAGUCGAAGACUUCACACAGCAUCCGUCUUAAUAAAUGGACUAGUAUUAGUUGCUGGUGGAGACAAUGGUAAUGCUUUGAAUAGUGCUGAGUUAUAUGAUCCAUCAACAGGACAGUGGACAAACACUGACAGUAUGAAUAUUACUCGAUCUGCUCACACAGCAUCCCUAUUACCAGGUGGAACAGUGUUAGUUGCUGGUGGAGACAAUGGUAAUGUUUUGAAUAGUGCAGAGUUAUAUCAACCGUAA
This is a messenger RNA of Rotaria sp. Silwood2, 822 nucleotides long. Lineage: Eukaryota; Metazoa; Rotifera; Eurotatoria; Philodinida; Philodinidae. The record is from the annotation of a GenBank genome assembly.